Messenger RNA from Leguminivora glycinivorella, 2011 nucleotides. RefSeq names its product formin-like protein 20. Gene Ontology annotation, cellular component: nucleus; mediator complex; core mediator complex. The coding region runs from base 98 to 2011 and encodes 637 amino acids. Gene Ontology annotation, biological process: positive regulation of gene expression; regulation of transcription by RNA polymerase II. The record is from RefSeq and is a predicted model, not a curated record. Lineage: Eukaryota; Metazoa; Arthropoda; Insecta; Lepidoptera; Tortricidae. Gene Ontology annotation, molecular function: transcription coregulator activity. The transcript has 11 exons.
UAAAAUGCCCUGGCACGGGCAUACGUAGUCGUCGGUCCGCCAUUACGACGCAGCCGAGACACGUUUGUCGUAUUUAGUUAAAUAUUUUCGUUUAUAAAUGAGUAAUAACGCUCAUGAACUAAGUAAUCGACUUCUGAAUGCGUUGGAUAACAAUUACAAUGUUGUCGACAUGCAUGCCGUUAACGAAAUCAUAUCCAUAUUGGAGAAAAUCAAUAUUACAAAAGAGCUGUUGGAGACCACCCGACUGGGCAAGCACGUGAACGAGCUACGCCGGAAGACCUCUGAGCCGACGCUCGCGCGCCGCGCCAAGGUGCUCGUGAAGCGAUGGCGCGACCUCGUCAUACCUGCCGCCGCCUCGCCCCACCAUGCCGGCUCGAACCGGUCGUCAGCGGAGCGCACGAUGCGGCGUCUCGGCGGUACGCCUAUCACCUCCCCGGCCUUCGCCCGGCAAGUAGUAAGCCCGGCUGUGCCCAGUCCUCGUCCCCCCUCCAGACCUGCGUGGGGCGGCUACGAGUCAGAUUCACAGGACGUGAUCCUCGUGGACGACGACCCGCCGCCCGCGCCCGCGCCCGCUCCCGCGCCCGCUCCCGCUCCCGCGCCCGCGCCCGCUGCCGCGUCCGCUCCCGCGCCGUCCCCGCUCACGCUCACGCACAAGACGGCUUCGCCUGCGAAAAGGCCGCUGUCUCCUGAAACGCCAAUCGAUGACAAGAAAGCAAAACGAGACAAAAAACCUAAGAAACGAAGAGGUCACAGCCGCGCCGGAUCCGGCACGGAGGCGGCGCCGGGCGGCGUGACCAUCCCCGCGCCCGGCACGCAGGGCGCCUGGCUCGGCCGCAACGGCCAUCCCAACAAGAAGAAUGGCGUGCGGAGCUCCUUGGACCCCUACGCUGCGCUGGUUAACAGGAUGCCUCCUGCGGGGGCUAAGAAGGUGAAAACGACUAAGGAGCUGCUGGCGCAGAUCCAGUCCCGCGGCUCCGCGCCGCGCUCGCCCUCCCCCGGCUCGCCCGCCUCGCCCGACGUGCUGCUCAUAGAGCCCGAUGAACCGAGUCCGGUCAGGCCUUUCCGGCGUCGUCGCCGCUCCUCGCAACGGCGCCCGCUCUCCCCCUCCCCCUCCCCCGCGCCCGCGUCGCCCCCCGCGCCGCUCGAGGACCCGCGGGAGCUGCGCGAGUGCACGUGCGGGGACGAGCCCGAGCACGCCUGCCCCGCGGCCGUGCGGCCCGAGGUGCUACCCGUGCACGUGCACGCGCUGCACCACGUGUACCUCCCCGGCAUCAACGGCACGCGCGCGCCCCUCCACCCGCACCAGUUCGCCGUGCGCAAGCUCGCCGACCCCGCGCGCCCCGCCCUCUUCACCUCCGUCGUGCCGCUCUACAACUACUCCGACUACGCCGACGACUACUGCGUCAAGAACAUGUCGCGCGUGCCGCUCUGCACGCACCUGCCCUGGACGGAGUUCGCGCCUGCGCCGCCCGACCCGGCCCCGGCACCGGAUCCGCCCCCUAUCCGGCCCUACCCCGUCGACGAUAGUCCCGAAGUCAAAACGGAGGUCAAAGAUGAGGAGGAGAAGAGUCAGGAUAUGGAGGUGGACGCGGCGGAGGAAGUGAAAGUGGAGCCUAGUGAACGUUUGAAACCGACCGACGGGACGGUGUUAAAAGUGAAGUGCGAGAGUGCCGCUGACGUGCCGGACGAGUUCGCGAGCGAGCAGAAAGAUCACAGGACCGUGGAGAAGACGAAAAGUGAGCUCGACGGCCGGGCUUUAUACGAUCAGUGUCAGAGUGCGCUGCGGUCUAUAGAGUACGAGUACGGGCAGACGUUCGCCGCGCCCACGGUGACGCUCCCCGAGCAGGCGGCCGAGGUGAGUGACGCGCUCGAGUCGGCUCUCUCCGCCGCCGCCGAGGCGACCGAGCGAGACGACCGAGGCAGGCCGUCCCGCUCGGGCGCGUUCGCCGAGUGGCACGAGUGCGCCAGGCUCGGCGAGCUGAUCGCCCUCCCGUACGUGGUGAUCGACUGA